Lichtheimia ornata is the source of this 1329-nucleotide messenger RNA. RefSeq lists its product as uncharacterized. The record is from RefSeq and is a predicted model, not a curated record. Lineage: Eukaryota; Fungi; Mucoromycota; Mucoromycetes; Mucorales; Lichtheimiaceae. The coding region runs from base 1 to 1329 and encodes 442 amino acids. The transcript is spliced from 2 exons.
AUGGCCACCAUGGAGACAAUGAGGACCGCGAAAAAAGUAGUUGAAAAGGAUAGCGUCGAAUUCCUAUAUCAUGAAGCAACUCCCAGUAAAGAAAAAGAACAGGCACGUGAUCGGUUAUUGGCACAUCCAGACCUUCGACUAUUGUAUGUGAGCAACCAAGACAGCAAAAUCAAGAUUGUACGGCCUGCUGUGGAUGUGGAUCAUCGUAGAAAUAUCAAGCGUAUGGGUGGCUUCUUUGCCUUGUCGCAUUUAUGGGGAAAUGUCGAGGAUCAUCCUUAUUGGGAUCUUGGGGACGUUGUCAAGGAAACGGAAGAAAAUCUUCCAGCCGAUCCAAUUCCUAUGCGACCUGAAAAGCGUGGAGUUCUAUUGGCUCUUUUGAAAGCAUACCCAGGCUAUUGGUGGGUCGAUGUACUAUGUGCUCGUGUUACUACGCCCUUGGUGAUUAUGCGAUUCAUUUACGCCUAUUGUACCACUUGCUUCGCCAUGAUCGAUUGUUCACCUACCAUCAUUGAAUCUCUUUGUGACCACCAUUUGAUGCCAAUAUCAAAACAACUCUAUCACCAUGCACAACAGCUCAUUGAUGGUACGCUGGAUAAUGCUCAAUUCAAAGACCUGAUCAAUGCAAGUGAAGAUGACCAAGGGAAAAUGAUCGACUACGCCAUCUGCAGAAGGAGAAUGCAAAACAUGUUGGAAUUUCUUGGAUGUCGAUGGUUUGAUCGCGUAUGGACUAUGCAAGAGAUGACAUUGCCAGCUCGGCUUGUUAUAUUAUCAGAGACAUGUGAUCCCAGCAAAGUCGCAUUAUCCACAUCCCAUGUCAAUUUGAAUUCGGUGGUGCAAUUUGGGCACUUGCUCAAAUCGAUUUAUACCACGAUGGAUAAUGAUGAUCUUGCCAAUCGAUUAAUCAAUGAGAUUUACGAGAAGACCAAAAUGAUUGCGACAUCCGAUACUAUCCAUCACUUGUCAAUGCCAAGGGAUCCAGAAGCAAGAGCAGUGGAAUGUAUGCAGAUACUAUCUACGUUUAAGCAGUCUACUAGACGCUGUACAGACCAAAGGGAUUACAUCUAUGGUGUGCUAGGAUUGCUCGGUUUACAUAUCCCUCGGAUAGACGACCCUAUUGCAUUAUGGCGAUUAUUCCUGUUUGAGAUACAAAUCAUGUUCUCUUGGACACAGCAUCCCCCUCAUUCACUUCUCUACCAUGCAAACCCAUCGUUCAAUCUGGACACAGCAUCCAAUUUAGGUGAUGUUUAUACUGCACUUUUUGGAUCGAAUACAUUGGAAACGCUGAUACUACAGAAAAUGAGAUCUUUGGAAGAAUCAUUUGAUGAAUAA